AGAAUAAACUCGCAGCAGUCAAUUCGAAUCCGUACCCUCGAGAACGAGGGCUCACGACUCCUAGCUGAGAAUCUCUCAUUGCGCGAACAGGUCCUCCAGCUUCAAAAUGCACUCGAAGCGCAGCCAGCUCGUCCAUCAUUCGAAAACAUAGACUCCGUCAAAGACAGGCUGGAGGCCAAGAUUCAGGAACUUGGAGGUCUGGUCGCCAAGCUUGGACAGCUCAAAACUGCUCCCGACUAUUCGAGAUGGAAGAAUCCACCCACAGCGACGCGUAAAAGCCCGGAGGAAAGACAAUGGAGAAGUGGGCUGUGUUUGCAAGAGGUGGAGAAUGCGAUGCUCCCUACAAUUGUCGAGGAUAAACACUACCCUAGGAGGACUAUGAAGAUCGAAAAUGAGGGCCCUAUCGCAUUCGAUCCUUCGCCUCCGCCCGAUAAUGAUAUGGGGGAUCAGGUUGAAGAGCAAGACCCGGCCUUAUCCAUCAAUCUUGAGACGAGGAGAAAGCGACGUGAAAGCGGCCCUAAGCUGCACAUUCGUCGUCUGUCCCUGUUCGAACCCCAACCUGAGGGAGCAGAAGAAAAGACAAAGGCAGUUAGGACUGGUGCAAAGCGGAAAUUCAGCGUACAAGAGGACAACGACAAGCCGGAAAAUUCCCCAGAUUCUUUCACGUUCACUCGCAAGAAUGACACCCAAGACAGCGCAAAGGACGAGAGCAAGGAAGUCCGGCUACGAUCUCCCGAGCGUCCAGCUCUGGGAAGCAAACCUGUCAACACUGAUCCUAUACUUUCUCCCAAAAAGCAACGUUCAUCAGCCCCAGAAAAGGCGGACAAGAAGCCUACAACGCUUGGGAAAACGGGACGAGGGAGGUCGGCCAGCACCCGCAACGAAAUUUCUACCCUUCCCCCAUUGCAGCUGCCUACUGAGACCAUUGGCAUUACCGAAAUACGCCUUGAUGCGUUGCCCCCGAAGACUCCGGCAGUAGAAGACAUUUUCUCACCACCAGUGACUGAACCAUCCGCAUCGCGACAAGAAUCGAAAGAUACACCGCCCCCAGCAGGCAUUGGAUCAAGCGAUUUGACCAAUGGUGCACGACCAUCGCGACGUGCACGGCCCCAAGUGAGCUAUAAAGAGCCGAGUCUAGCUGCGAAGAUGAGGCGACCAGGAAAAGAGUUGGUAGAUGCAGUACAGUCAAAUCGACGGACAAGCACCGAUCCGACUCCUUCCGCCUCUGGAUCCGCCACCGGGAAGCGUGAGAACAAAGAAGUCGACUCGACAUGGAAAGGCCUGCCCACAAAGGCUAACGGCGGUGAUGAUGAGGCAGAGAUCGGUAGCCCUCUCAGAGAAAAACUAGGGAGACGAGAAGAGGGCGUCACGAUUGCGGAACCAGCGACAUUAAAUCCAUCUGCGGCCUCGCAAACCAUAUCGGCAUUAAUGGCGGGAAGCAAGAGAAAAGAAGCCAGUACAGCUACCAAUACCACGGCUGCUACCGCCAGUGUUCGCUCGGUCGAGGAGAAGCCUGUCAAGAAGGAGUCUUCUUCGACAGACAAGGCACGGAGCAAGGACAAUCUCGCGAUUUUCGACUUCACCGACUCGUCUCCCAAUGACGGAGCAGCACCUACGCGACCUCGAAUCGACCUUGCAAUGGCGUCAAGAAAUGCUCGACGGCACAGUUCAGUACCAGCUUCGGCAACAAGUGAAGAGAGAAAGUCAAUCUUGAAAAGAAAGGAGGACGGCCUACCAACAUUGCACUCGAGAGCGGGUAGCGGCAGUGGCGCGUCGACCAAAGCUUCCAGCUCUACCGGCCUCUCCAGAACUUCAAGAGACAGAAAGGUGAACGACCUUCCAGCGAGUGGCAGCGCUAGUGACUUGAAGGCUGCCGCACUGGAGGAUAAAGAGAGCAAGACACAUAGUCUCCGCGCCGAGCGAGCGGCCAGUCGACGAAAGAGCAUGAUGGUGUGA
Aaosphaeria arxii CBS 175.79 is the source of this 1956-nucleotide messenger RNA. RefSeq lists its product as uncharacterized. The record is from RefSeq and is a predicted model, not a curated record. The transcript has 3 exons. The annotation marks the transcript as partial. Gene Ontology annotation, cellular component: chromosome, centromeric region; nucleus. Lineage: Eukaryota; Fungi; Ascomycota; Dothideomycetes; Pleosporales. Gene Ontology annotation, biological process: meiotic chromosome segregation.